CCAAGUAUGACAUUAAAAUACGGAUCUGGGGUGAUUGAAGAUGGAGUACACAGCAGAAACAGAUCUAGAGCCUUUAAAGCUGAAAUCUCUAAAAACCGACAAGACGUUUAUAGUUCCUCACACUGAACGGUUGGGGAAAUGCAGGAGUGUGAAGGAGUUUGAGAAGAUGAAUCGAAUUGGAGAAGGAACAUAUGGAAUAGUGUAUCGAGCACGGGACACAAGGACAAAUGAAAUUGUUGCGCUGAAGAAAGUGCGAAUGGACAAAGAGAAGGAUGGGAUUCCCAUCAGUAGUUUGAGGGAAAUUAACCUUCUGCUGCGACUGAGACACCCAAACAUUGUAGAGCUGAAGGAGGUGGUGGUGGGAAGCCAUUUGGAGAGCCUCUUUCUGGUGAUGAGUUACUGUGAGCAGGAUCUGGCUAGUCUGCUGGAGAACAUGCAGUCGCCAUUCUCUGAAGCUCAGGUGAAGUGUAUAGUUCUGCAGCUGCUUAAAGGACUGGCGUAUUUACAUCACAACUUCAUUCUUCACAGGGAUUUGAAGGUUUCCAAUCUACUGAUGACAGACAAGGGCUGUGUUAAGAUAGCUGACUUUGGUCUGGCGCGCGUUUAUGGUGUCCCAAAACAGCCCAUGACUCCUCGAGUAGUGACACUGUGGUAUCGAGCUCCAGAGCUCCUCUUAGGGACCAAGACACAGACCGCUGCCCUGGACAUGUGGGCUGUUGGCUGCAUCUUUGCUGAACUUCUGGCUCAUAAACCUCUUCUGGCCGGAGCCUCAGAGAUCCAGCAGCUGGACCUGAUCAUACAGCUCCUGGGAACACCGAAUGAAAACAUCUGGCCGGGCUUCUCGCGUCUGCCGUUGGUCGGGCAAUACAGUCUGAGGAAGCAGCCCUACAACAACUUAAAGAACAAGUUCACCUGGUUAUCAGAAGCCGGUCUGAGACUGCUCAACCUUCUGUUCAUGUACAACCCACAGCGCAGAGCCACAGCUACAGAAUGUUUAGAAAGUUCUUACUUUAAGGAAAAACCCUUGCCCUGUGAACCAGAACUCAUGCCCACAUUUCCUCACCACCGAAACAAACGCGCUGGUCCUGCCGCUCAAAGCCAGUCCAAACGAAGCAAAAUAUGAGACUGUUCUGCUGCCGCAGUCACCAAAGUCAUCACAUGUGUGUUCUUGUACUGUAAGAUAUUGUACAAAUUACUCAUUAAACUUGAAGCCUGUAGACAUUAGAUAAUAUUGUAAAUAAAUAGACCAAAAAUUUG
Molecule: messenger RNA, 1257 nt
Organism: Myxocyprinus asiaticus (Chinese sucker)
Lineage: Eukaryota; Metazoa; Chordata; Actinopteri; Cypriniformes; Catostomidae
Product: cyclin-dependent kinase 10-like
Exons: 14
Coding region: 41-1123 (360 amino acids)
Biological process (GO): regulation of mitotic cell cycle; protein phosphorylation
Cellular component (GO): nucleus
Molecular function (GO): ATP binding; cyclin-dependent protein serine/threonine kinase activity
Source: RefSeq, a predicted model, not a curated record